CAGAGCGUCUGGACGCUCGCAUGGAAACCCACGUGAAUGCAUUGCGUUUGGUUUAAAAAAAAAUAAAUGCGGUUUGAAACCGUAAACAAGCAGACGCUUGAACGACUGAAUCAGGAUGUUUUGUCGUCUCUCGGCAGUGAAAGAGGAGCCAUGCAGCAGGCCGGCCGUUCACGAGUGUUUAGGGGAGGUCCUGCGUGUUUUGCGGCAGGUCAUCAACACGUACCCUCUGCUGAACACGGUGGAAACGCUCACCGCGGCCGGAACGCUCAUCUCAAAGGUCAAAGGGUUCAGUUAUGAAGGCACCACUGACGCCCAGAAGAAAGACUUUGAGAAGGCCAUUGAGACCAUAGCUGUGGCCUUCAGCAGCAAGUAA
Messenger RNA from Puntigrus tetrazona (Sumatra barb), 373 nucleotides. RefSeq names its product rho GTPase-activating protein 45-like. NCBI's taxonomy places the organism in Eukaryota, Metazoa, Chordata, Actinopteri, Cypriniformes, Cyprinidae. The coding region runs from base 116 to 373 and encodes 85 amino acids. The transcript is spliced from 2 exons. The record is from RefSeq and is a predicted model, not a curated record.